Molecule: messenger RNA, 645 nt
Organism: Vigna radiata var. radiata (mung bean)
Lineage: Eukaryota; Viridiplantae; Streptophyta; Magnoliopsida; Fabales; Fabaceae
Product: 28S ribosomal protein S15, mitochondrial-like
Biological process (GO): translation
Cellular component (GO): ribosome
Molecular function (GO): structural constituent of ribosome
Source: RefSeq, a predicted model, not a curated record
AUGGCCCUUCUUCUCCGUCUCAAUCGUCGGAGGGCAACCAGCUCUCGCACCCUCUUCUUCUCUACAUCGAAUUCCGAUUCUAACUCCGGCUCCAACUCUCACUUCGCUUCCCAUUUAAGAGAUGUCAGGGAAAAUGCCAGGGAAAGUCUCAAACAACCCUCUUCCCCUUCCUCAAAAUCUAGCUCCCAACCACCCUUCGCAAACGAGAUCCGAGAAAACCUCAGCGAGUUCCACGCCAAGACCGUGGAACCUCCUAAACCCCAUCUUGUUGAAAAGUACUUUCAUCCGGAUAACAUGUCCUCCGCCGAGAAGAUGAAAAUUGAGCUUGCCAAGGUUAGGGAUGAGUUUAAAAUGUCGGACUGCGGUUCUGCGCGUGUUCAAAUUGCACAACUCACAACUAAGAUUAAGCAUCUAUCAGCAGUCCUACACAAGAAGGAUGUUCAUUCUGGUAAAGGAUUGGUAGCAAUGGUUCAGAGGAGAAAAAGAUUACUGAAAUACCUCAGAAAAACUGAUUGGGAUUCCUAUUGUUUUCUAUGUGGCUCUCAUUUUGCUUUCGUCCUCACGACACAUCAACUGAUUGAGGAUUUUGUUUAUGCAUGUGAACUUCUUGAUAGGAUUGAAGAUCAACGGAUUAAUUGGGAUUAA